Molecule: messenger RNA, 615 nt
Organism: Salvia hispanica
Lineage: Eukaryota; Viridiplantae; Streptophyta; Magnoliopsida; Lamiales; Lamiaceae
Source: RefSeq, a predicted model, not a curated record
CCUAUGAAUCAAGUGAAAUUGAAAUAAAAUGUUGGUUAAUAGAAUAAACUGAGAGAGCUGAGCCGUAUUUCAACCAUCUAUAAAUACACAUUCUCACAUCAAAGAAUGAACUGAGAGAGCUGAGAUGUAUGGGAGCUAGAAGAAGAAAAUAGAUUCACUUAAGAAAUCCAACAAAGAGGAGACAAAGUAUGAAGAGGAGGAGGAAGAAGAAAAAUUAACCUGAUGAUGUACGGCGGAAAUGGCGGAUUGCAUAGAUGAAAGAAAGCAUUUCAAUCUCGAUGGCGACACGGAUCGGGAGGCGUUCAAGUCAAAAGUUCCGGUGGUCACCUACGAAGAUAUCCUGCCUUUCAUCCGACGAAUAGCUGACGGAGAUCGCUCCCCAAUUUUGAGCUCUCAACCCGUCUCUGAUUUCAUCAUCAGCAGCGGAACUUCAGGUGGCGAAGGAAAACUCAUUCCACCCAUUAAACAAGAUCAGGAUAUCCGACUAAAGCAAUUCGUGAAUAGUUAUGACUGAACUAUAUCAGUUUGCUCAGUCAUGAAUAUUUGUACGGUUUUGUGAUUCCAACUGAUAUAAAUGUAUCAAAAAACUGAUAUAGCUCUCAUUUAACCACUAAA